This is a messenger RNA of Orbilia oligospora ATCC 24927, 2820 nucleotides long. RefSeq lists its product as uncharacterized. Bases 1 to 2820 code for a protein of 939 amino acids. The record is from RefSeq and is a predicted model, not a curated record. Gene Ontology annotation, molecular function: carboxypeptidase activity. NCBI's taxonomy places the organism in Eukaryota, Fungi, Ascomycota, Orbiliomycetes, Orbiliales, Orbiliaceae. The transcript is spliced from 7 exons.
AUGAGCGAGGAAAAAGAAGCCUUCCGACUCCGGGAGCGCCUCGCCCUCCCUCCCGGAUACGAAGAAGCAAUCGCCAGCUCCUCUCGUUCCGACAUCAGCGACAAUGACGACGAACCGAACGAAAACCAACGCCUGCUAUUUUCUUCCGAUUCUCACAACAAUAGCACCCGUAAUGGUGGAGACGGUGACGACGAUGACGAUAACAACAACGGCAAUAUAAAUGUUGGUAGUGGCAGUGGUAGUGGUGGUUCUGCAAAUCCCCCUCAGGCCGCUACAUCCGGGUCGCGAAGUAACAACGCAACGCGGCCAGAUGGAUAUCGUGCUCCAACCGUCAGAUCCGUACGAUCUUCAUUCGACAGUAAUUCUUCUUUCCUCCCGUCGUCUUCGUCUUCGGAUUCUGGUGAAGAUGGCGACGGUCGGAGACGGUCGACUGAAUCGCUGCGGCGAAUCCUUGAGGUUAUGGAUAUUGAAGAACCGGAAUACGACGGACGGUCUUCCAGAAUACGGGAACGAAUAUCGAAACCUUUUUCAAUAUUAGGAGGGGCCAUAUCUUCGUUUGGGAGUAGAGUUGGUUCGCGGUUCGGGUGGUUCACCAGUCGCAUACCGAGUAUGCCGCGGUUGCCCAACUUUUUGAGGUUUCCGGCCGAUGAGGAUGGGAUUAUCAACUUGCAGAGGUUUAUCGGGGUUAUCAUCGUGGUUAUUAUAGUCUAUGCGAUAUUUGCGACGGAUGUAUUCACAAUGCGCAUGAACCAAGGUCACCAGUACGAUCCGGAUUCCGUCAAGCGCUAUCUUAUCGAUAAUGUCGACCCGGAGAACAUAAAGCAUAUGCUUAAAUAUCUCUCAAGCUUUGAUCACCUGGCAGGUACGGAGGGAGACUAUCAAAUGGCCCAAUAUGUUGCUGGGAAGUUCAAGGAGACUGGUAUGCGGGAUGUUCGGACAGAGGAAUAUGAGGUAUACCUCAACUAUCCCAAUAAGGACGGGAAAGGACGAAGGAUAGCCAUAGUCGACCCUCCAGAGCUGAGAUGGGCGGCAACUCUCGAAGAACAGCAUUUCGAUACCUCGAAACAUCCAGGCAAAAUCACACCGGCAUUUCACGGCUACUCCAAAUCAGGCAACGUUACAGGACACUUGGUAUACGCGAACUAUGGAUCGAAACAGGAUUUUGAGUAUCUCAAGUCGAAAAAGGUGCAAUUGAAGGGCUCGAUCGUGCUGGUCAGGUACUUUGGAACGGAAUCCGACCCUGCGAUAAAGGUUAAAAUGGCCGAAGAUGCUGGUGCUGCAGGAUGUAUCAUUUAUACCGACCCGAAAGAAAAUGGUAUGGUGAAGGGGAAGGUGUGGCCGGAGGGACGAUGGGCACCAGAUGAUUUUGUACAAAGGGCUUCUGUGGGAUUGACGAGGUAUCAGCCUGGAGACCCUCUAUCACCAGGUGUUGCCAGCGAUUUCAAAAACAAGAGGAUAAAGAAGGAAGAUGCUGUGAUGAGCAAGAUCCCUAGUUUGCCUUUGGCGUGGCGAGAUGCCCAGAAGCUUAUCGGGGCGCUAAAAGGACAUGGCUCGAAAGUUAAUGAUGACUGGAAGGGCGGUAUUCCCGAUGUUGAGUGGUGGACCGGUGAUAAGAACAGCCCGAAGGUCAACUUGAUGAAUCUUCAAGUUGAGCAUGACAAACAGAAGAUUUGGAAUAUCCUCGCCACGAUCGAAGGCUUCGAGCAACCUCGUAAAGCUAUCAUCAUUGGCAGCAAGCGGGAUUCGUGGGCCUAUGGCGCAACUUCUAUGACUGGUACUGCUAUAAUGCUAGAGAUGAUGAGAGUGUUCGGCCAGAUGUAUGAUAUUGGAUGGCGCCCAGCGAGAACAAUUCACUUUGCGAGUUGGGAUGGUAGCCAGUACGGUUUAGUCGGAUCUACCGAAUGGGUCGAACAAUACGCCAACGAGCUACGGAUGGACGGCGUUGUAUAUAUCAAUGUUGGUACUGCUGUCACUGGCUCUCAGUUCAAAGCUCGAGGUUCUCCAGCUCUGCAGCUUGCCCUCAAUACUGCACUCGGCUGGUUCAUGGAUCCCUCGACAAACUCGACGAUGCUGGAAUCAAGAGGCGAAAGAAGCUUGGCUGGGCCCGCGAUCAAUACGGACAGUCUCGCAUUCACCAAUUUUGCCGGUAUGGCCGCGAUUGAUAUCGGAUUUGAAGCUGAAGAUGGCGACCAAGCUAUCCCUCUCCACUCUGCCUACGACAGUUAUGAAUGGAUGACCAAAUUCGGCGACCCGAAAUGGGAGUUUGUCCCACUGUUGGCCCAGGUCUGGGGUGUCCUCACGAUCGUAAUGAGCGACAACCUCGUCAUCCCCCUGAAUUACGCGGAUUACGCUGUAUCUCUUAACCGACACCUUGACGAUUUGAAAAGAUGGGUUGAUGAGAAGAGGGAAAAGCGGAGACGACAUGGUCAUGAAGAUGCAAACAUCGAUUGGAAACCUAUGAAGGACACGAUCAGGAAGCUGCGCGAGGACAGCCUUCACUUUAACGACUUUAUAUCCCAACUUGAGAAUACGCUACUCCAGCUGGAUGGCACGGAGCCGGCUGCUAUGACUGUGGAGAGGCUAGAGCACAAUAAUAAGGUUGCGAUGUUCGAGACUCAUAUGCUAGAUAUGUCGGCUGUUCCCGGGCGACCGUGGUUCAAGAAUACGAUAUUUGCUCCUCAGGUCCGGAGCGAGCUCGACCACCUGUGGUUCCCAGCCAUUGUCGAUGCCGUUGAGGCUGACGAUUGGGAAAAAGCCCGAUUCCAGUUGGAGCGAUUGAGACAAAUCAUUGACAAUGCUUCCAACUGGAUAAAGAGAUGA